This is a messenger RNA of Culicoides brevitarsis, 794 nucleotides long. RefSeq names its product transcription initiation factor TFIID subunit 12 (gene Taf12). The transcript has 3 exons. Gene Ontology annotation, biological process: RNA polymerase II preinitiation complex assembly; DNA-templated transcription initiation. Gene Ontology annotation, molecular function: DNA binding; TBP-class protein binding; protein heterodimerization activity. Lineage: Eukaryota; Metazoa; Arthropoda; Insecta; Diptera; Ceratopogonidae. Gene Ontology annotation, cellular component: SAGA complex; transcription factor TFIID complex; SLIK (SAGA-like) complex. The record is from RefSeq and is a predicted model, not a curated record. Bases 240 to 731 code for a protein of 163 amino acids.
CGUAUUCAAGAAAUAAACAUAAACAGUAACUUUUCAGCUGGACAAAUAAAGCAAUUUUGCCUCAAAAAUACUUUAAAUUCUCUCCAUAUUAUUUAGUAACAUAAAAUAAACACACGAAACACAUUAAAUACAAGCUUUUCCACUGCAACACAUCUUUCCUGCUAUUCCUAUCAAUCCGUCUUGCUGGCACUUUCUCUGUAGCACUCUCUUAAAAAAAAAAUACAAAAAAAAACCAAAAAAUGUCUCUAAAUAUCGGGAAUAAUAAUACAGAUCAGCAAAAUAACUGUAUCGAGGACCAAAUAUCUGCGAUGGCGUCACCAAAUCAAGCCAACUCGCCCAUGCAAAGUGGAUCAGCAGCUGGCGGGAGUGGCGCUCAAGGUGCUAAAAAUUCAGUCGAAAGUGCAAGUCAGAUCUUAACAAAGCCUCGUUUACAAGAACUCGUUCGCGAAAUCGAUCCCACAGAACAACUCGACGAAGAUGUCGAAGAAAUUCUCCUGCAAAUUGCCGACGACUUUAUCGAGAACACAGUAAAUGCCGCCUGCAUGCUCGCGAAACACAGAAAAGUCUCAAAAGUCGAAGUGAAAGAUGUCCAAUUGCAUCUCGAGCGUAACUGGAAUAUGUGGAUACCUGGUUUUGGCACCGAAGAAUUGCGUCCGUAUAAGAGAGCGACGGUGACAGAGGCACACAAACAACGUCUCGCCCUCAUACGUAAAGCGAUCAAAAAGUAUUGAACGAACAUUGUCUUAUUUUAAUUGAUUUUCCCCCCUAAAAUAAUGUAAUAAAAAAAUUCAAAA